GAUAAUUCUUUAUUAUGACUUUCGCUUAUUUUAAGGCAUAUUUACAGAUCAUUAUACCGCUUUUCAAUGUGCAUACAACUAACUGUAAGCCCAACUUUGGCCGUGUGUUGUGCCUCGCCGAUAUUGGCCGACAUGGGACCUUGCUUUGCCGAGUUUGCCGACCGGCCGCGCCGGGGGGUGACAUCAGAUGCAUCGGACACCAGAAGCCUACUAAGUGGUUGGUUUAGGAAGCGCAUGAAGUAUGUAUAUUUAGGGAUCCUGUCACGGCGGAAAUAUACAAUUCAACUUAGCUGACCGACUGUUGUUUUUUUCGGUUGAUCUUCCUAGUGCCACCGGCGUGAGCCACGAGUCGUUUUCCGUUCCGGCUCCGAGAGAUAUUCAGUAAUAUAGACCAAUA
Messenger RNA from Daldinia loculata, 397 nucleotides. RefSeq lists its product as uncharacterized. NCBI's taxonomy places the organism in Eukaryota, Fungi, Ascomycota, Sordariomycetes, Xylariales, Hypoxylaceae. The record is from RefSeq and is a predicted model, not a curated record. The transcript has a single exon. Bases 67 to 294 code for a protein of 75 amino acids.